Messenger RNA from Penicillium arizonense, 1326 nucleotides. Its product is annotated as TATA-binding protein-associated factor TAF6. The record is from RefSeq and is a predicted model, not a curated record. The transcript is spliced from 3 exons. Gene Ontology annotation, cellular component: SAGA complex; SLIK (SAGA-like) complex; transcription factor TFIID complex. NCBI's taxonomy places the organism in Eukaryota, Fungi, Ascomycota, Eurotiomycetes, Eurotiales, Aspergillaceae. Bases 1 to 1326 code for a protein of 441 amino acids. Gene Ontology annotation, biological process: transcription initiation at RNA polymerase II promoter; RNA polymerase II preinitiation complex assembly. Gene Ontology annotation, molecular function: RNA polymerase II general transcription initiation factor activity; transcription coactivator activity; protein heterodimerization activity.
AUGUCCGUCUGGAACCCCGAUAACAUCCGCGACGUGGCUGAGUCCGUCGGCAUCAACAACCUCAACCACGAUGUGACCGAGAACCUGGCCCGAGACGUCGAAUACCGAGUUGCGCAGGUGCUGGAGGAGGCGCUCAAGUCAAUGCGCCAUGGAAAGCGCACAGUUCUGACUACACAGGACAUCUCGCUGGCCUUGCGCAACCUGGAUGUGGAGCCACUGUAUGGCUACGACUCGACCCGCCCAUUGCGUUUUGGCGAGGCCUCUCUGGGCCCCGGCCAACCGCUAUUCUACGUUGAAGAUGAGGAGGUGGACUUUGAGAAAUUGAUCAAUGCGCCUUUGCCAAAGGUGCCCCGCGAAGUCUCCUUUACUGCCCACUGGUUGGCUGUAGAAGGUGUGCAACCAUCAAUCCCCCAGAAUCCUACCGCCGCGGACUCUCGCAACCUCGAACUGGUCUCUAAGGGACCAAAUGCCAACUCUACACUUUCGGCGAUGAGCGGCACAGGCGACGUGUCUGUGAAACCGUUGGUGAAACAUGUGCUUUCAAGAGAGCUCCAGCUAUACUUCGAGAAGGUCUGCAGCGCGUUCUUGGAUGAGACUAGCGAGGAUUAUCGCACCUCUGGAUACUCUAGUCUACGCGAGGACCCAGGUCUGCACCAGCUGGUACCAUACUUUGUCCAAUUCAUUGCCGAAAAGGUCACGCACAGCCUCAAGGAUAUCUUUGUUCUCACCCAGGUUAUGCACAUGGCCGAGGCAUUGGUCCAGAACCAGUCUCUUUACGUGGAUCCCUACAUUGCCUCGCUUGUGCCCUCUAUUCUUACAUGCUUGAUCGGCCGCCAACUCGGCGGAAAUGCCGAUCUUGUCGAACAGUUCGCGCUUCGCGAUAUGGCCGCCUCGCUCCUCAGUCGCAUUGCCCAGAAGUACACCCACGCCUCUCACAUGCUUAAGCCCCGACUCGUGCGCUCCUGUCUCAAGAGCUUCCUCGACCCUUCCAAGCCGUUCGGUGCUCACUACGGUGCCGUCAUUGGAAUGCAAGCUAUUGGAGGAUCUGAAGUAGUUCGAGUUCUUAUCGUGCCCAACCUCCGUGAAUACAGCAAGCUGCUCAGUGAUGGACUGGAUGACCCUGCUCGUCGCCCGGCUGCUGAACGCGUUCUGACUGCGCUUGUAUCUGUUCUGGCUUCACUGCGGGGCAAGCAGUCCCUGACUAAUGGCCAUACUGUGACCGAUGACCUGCAGGCACGAUUGUCUGACGCGGUGGGUGAAAUCAUUGCAUCCAGGAUUCUGGAGUCUGGUGAAAUGCAGCUGGCGCAUAUCAUUCUCGAGGCCUAA